GCAAUCCAAUGGGACAUCUAACCUUUCCUUUGCGGCUCUUUGCCAUUAAAUUGGACUAAACUAAGUUUCCGGUUUAAUGUUUCAGGUUUCAACCUCUUCUUGGUCUUAAGGAUUCAAGUACGCUUUGAUGCGCGUCCCAUCUUUGCGUAUGGCUGUCAGGGUCAUUCCAGGUUAUCGGCGAUUUUUAGUUGUGUAUGACCACAAGCUUCCAUCACGGGACCCUUCAAUCGGCUUCAAAUCACCACUCAGGCUAAGCCAUGAGCUCUGUGGUGUUUACAUAUAUUCUCUCUGUUGAAUUUUGCAUCAAUUCUCUCAUUACCACUGCGCCAUCUCUGAACGCUUCUAGAGAAAUUUUAGUUCCCUCGUGAACGCUCUUGCUCGGUUGUGGUUGCGACGUCGCACGUUAAUUUUGCAGCUGUCUCAUCUUUCUGCUUUAAGACCCACCGCAAUGAUAUCUUUGUAGUCCAGAAAUUGAUCUUUUUUCUUCGAAAUUACAUCAACCAACACAUGAAACACAUGCGUUGUGCUUGAAUGUGACUGUGCAAGGCGUUAUUUGACCCUGCAACAUAAAAGCGAUUAUAAAAUAGCUGAGCGGGUCCAGUUUCAUGGGAUUCACCUCUCUGACAUAGGAAUCACCAGCUACAGGUAUGACCGUGCCGAAUAUUGGGCUCUGAUCCAAGUUCAUGGUGCCGUGCUUUCUACGAGGAAUCCCAAUAUAUUUGCCUGGUCAUACCACCCACUUCGUUGUGGAUUGGGGUUGGUGUUCUCUUCCCUGUCAGCGAUUAUGUUUGUCUAAAUAGGAAUGCCAAUCACGAUUCUUCCGAAGAGUUUUCCACUUCAAUAUUCUGAGAACCCCUCUAUCAGGCUCUGUUGCUUGCUCGUGUUCAUAGAUCGUGGCACCAUCACUAAUCCUCAAUAUCCUCAAACCAUAAAGCAACAGCUUCAUGUUAGCCGUUCACUUAGAACUGAACCAACGCACGAGUCGAAGAGGUUUGGUAUCACAUCACUGACAAAUCCUAACAGCGGCUUCUGUACACACAUUGAGGGGACAUGGAAGAUCGAUACUUCCCGAACACAUUGAGCGAUUACGUCGCCCCGUUGCUAGGCGGCAACGGGAACCCACACUCGCAAUGCGAACCAGGCAGAACUCCAGAAGGAUCCUUCUCUGAGCCCAGUGUUGUGCUCAAGGCUGCCAUUGCCUUGAGAGAUGAGGUUCUUGAGGCGACGUGGAUUCGACAUGGGCCACGAGUUUCAGACCCAACCAUGUACGUAGGUAUGCUUGGAACAGCGUUUUUGUGCUUCAAGGUACACCAAACCACUGGGAGCAUAGAAGACCUUGACAUAUGCUGCAACAUCGUCGAUAGCUGUGCGGUUGCGGCAGAAUCCAUGAAACAGUACGUUACAUUUUUAUGCGGACAAUCUGGCAUUUAUGCUCUGGGGGCAGCAGCUGCCAAAUGCAAAGGAGAUCAGAAACGGCUUGAUUGGUAUCUUAGCCUUUUCAAUGCGAUUGCGGAACAGAGUGUUCUUGCAGUGGGGCCGGCAGAGGGUGGGCUGGGCAUGCCCUAUGAGCUCAUGUAUGGACGAGCUGGGUUUCUCUGGGCUGCACUUUUCGUGAACAAAUAUGUUGGGGAAGAAACCAUCCCCUGGAGUGUUACAGGCCCAGUGGUGGACGCGGUGAUGGCGGCAGGAAGAGCUGGAGCGUCACACACACAGUGUCCUCUGAUGUAUCAGUGGCAAGGCACUCGGUACUGGGGAGCUGCGCAUGGUUUGGCUGGAAUCAUGCACGUUCUGAUGCACUUCCCACUCAACCACGAGGACAUGAAGGAUGUGAAAGGAACUCUUCGUUAUAUGAUCAAGGGUCGGUUUUCUAGCGGCAACUACCCAUCAAGUGAAGGCAGCACAAGAGAUAGACUGGUUCAUUGGUGCUACGGAGCUCCGGGGAUGGCACUAACUCUUUGCAAAGCCGCUCAGGUUUAUCCCGAGUGUAAGGAUUUCAAGCUAGCUGCAAUAGAAGCAGGUGAGGUGGUGUGGAAGCGAGGUUUGUUGCGACGGCUAGGACUAUGCCAUGGUAUUAGUGGUAACGCCUACGUGUUUUUGGCUUUGUAUCGAUUGUGUGGAGAGAAGAAACAUCUAUUCCGAGCUCACCAAUUUGGCAAAUUCCUGCACAAGAAUGCAAAGCAAUUGAUCAGGAAUGGGGAGAUGCAUGGCGGUGACCAUGGAUACUCUUUGUAUGAAGGGUGGGCAGGGACUGCUUGCCUAUGGUUGGACUUGGCCGGAGCUGAUGCUUCCCGGUUUCCUGGUUAUGAGUUUUGACUAGCGACUAGGGUUUUGUGUA
Molecule: messenger RNA, 2335 nt
Organism: Physcomitrium patens
Lineage: Eukaryota; Viridiplantae; Streptophyta; Bryopsida; Funariales; Funariaceae
Product: lanC-like protein GCL1
Biological process (GO): carbohydrate metabolic process; peptide modification
Cellular component (GO): plasma membrane
Source: RefSeq, a predicted model, not a curated record